AUGACUUCUAGUGCCUUCAUUAACUCCCUUAGACGUUUUGUAGCGAUUCGUGGCAAGGUUACCGAAUUUCAUUCAGAACGAGGAACUAACUUUGUGGGGAGUACAGAUGCACUUAACAUCAAUGCCAUGAACGUAGAAUCUCAACCAGUAAGGAAAUUCAUGGUGGAAAAUGGAUCUACUUGGAUAUUUAACCCACCUUGCGCAUCUCAUAUGGGAGGGAUUUGGGAGAGAAUCAUUGGAACAGCUCGCAGAAUUCUUAAUGUCAUCAUCAUGGAGUCUAAGAAACCUCUUACAGAUGAUGUUCUCAACACUUUUAUGUAUGAGACAUGUGCUAUUAUCAACAGUCGUCCAUUGGCUAAUGUAUCCAUUGAUCCAACAGAACCUUCAGUUCUAUCUCCUUCAGUGCUACUUACACAAAAGACAGAAGUCGAUUAUGGACCCUUUGAAGCAGUUCAUCUGAAAGACAUGUAUAGAACAUCAUGGAAACACACUCAAGUCCUUGCCAACCAGUUUUGGAAACGAUGGCAACAGGAAUACUUGUUCAGUCUGCAAUCAAGGCGAAAGUGGAUUAUUUCAAGGGAGGACAUCAAAGUCAACGACGUAGUGCUAGUGAAGGAUACCAACACUGUCAGAUACGAAUGGCCGAUGGCAAUUGUUCUUCGAACCUUCCCUAGCAACGAUGGACAUAAGCUCUUCUUAAAAAGUAACAGUACAUAUUUAUCAGAGAAAUUGGACAAAUGGAAUAGUGAGCUAGCCAGUGGUCUAAUCCCGAAUAAUGUGAUUUUGUCUCUGUAUAUUGUAACAGGUUUGUUGGGAAAUUCUACAGUGAUUCUGAUUUAUGGAUUUAAGAUGAGAGGAAACAAGGAGGAGAAAUACUUUAUUCCAUUCCUUGCUACGGCGGAUCUAUGUGGUUCAUUGGUUUGCGCUUCUUUUGGAAUCGCCCUCAACAUGAUGCAGGUGAAGUUCAACAACACGCACCUGUGUAAAGCUUGGUGUUUCUUUGCAGUGAUCAUUACUUUAACUUCCAUCUUCUUUCUUUUGAUCAUUGCCGUACACAGGUAUCUCAAAGUCUGUAGACCUCCUGGAAAACAAAUGACUUUGAAAUGGAAAAGAUUUGCUUUAGGUUUGGGUUUGUUUGUAGCAUUUUUACAUGCUGUACCUAUGGUUCAUUUUUAUGGAUCAGUUCCCUUUCCUAAUGAUGAGGAGGGGAUCGUUGGACUACGGUGUAGCAGGCUGAAAACCAUCAACAAAACAGGCUCUUUGAUUUUUGGAGGAGUCAUAGUUCUCAUAAUAUUUGCAUGCAUUAUUACGCUAAUUUGUCUCUAUUCGAAAAUUGGAUACACUAUUCUUGCACACUUCAAAUUUUUUAGAUCCCCAUGCAAACCUGAUACCAGUUCGGACGCAGAAAAACCCCGCAACAUCAAUCCCUUUCAGGUUACAAUACCAAGCAGCAACGGCCCCCUUAGUGACACAAAAAAUGGAAUCUACGAUAUCGAAAACAUUGAAUUAUGCGAAUCGUUACAUCCUCAGACAUCUUUAAAGACAAAAAGGAAAACUAUUACAACAAAACCAAAACUUGAAGGAACAGUGAAUCCUCAUAUGUCAAGUUCAAAGCGGAGAAAAGAAAGAAACAACCAGAGAAUUGUACACAAAUUCACGCUGAUGUUUAUGCUCAUCACGAUAAUCUUCCUCAUUUGUUACAUCCCAAAGGCUAUAAUCAUGUUACUAGAGGCCUGGAACCCGAAGUUCUGGGAGGAGUUUUCAGAUUCUGCUAGAGCUGGUGUGCUGUUUGUGUAUAGGAUGUACAUCAUAAACAAUAUUACUAAUCCAAUCAUUUAUGCAUUCCUGGACGAGCAGUUUGCUAAAGAAAUCAAUACGCUAAUUAAAGUAUGUAAAUAAAGUACCAUGGGGUCAUUUUUACAUUAUUUUGUGAAAUAUUAUAUUUCUUAGACUUUUAUGAAAUAAGAAAUAUACUUGACGUCGCAAAAAAGUGUCUCCAUCCUAUCAUAUGUCAUCAUAUUGCAAGUAACUACAUAUAUACAUAUGCAUGAAAGUAAUUGUACAGAACAUAGGAUUUUCAAUUCUUUUGUAAAAAGAAUAUAUUAUUUAUCUUUGCUUAAUACUGGAACAUUUUAUUUUUAAACCCGGAUGUUUUGAUCGCUAUCUCUGUCUUUACAAGAGUUUGAAUUUGGUCGUUCCUCUUGGAUUACUGUGUACCCAUGCUUGUAACCUUAUAUUUGUUAAACUGAUUAAAUAGGGCAAGAUCAAAUCUAUCAAAAUAGCACAUAAGGUCCGUGACAUAGUCUGUCGAAAACAUAAUUUGCUAGAAUAUACGUUUAUGUUUAGUUAGAAACAUAUGCACCAUCAUGCGGAUUUCUUUCUUUGUGCUUUAUUUUCCAUUCGAAUAUUGUUGACUCAUAUAGAGACGUCACCUGAUUUACAUGAAGUUACCAAAAAAAAAUCUGGAUCUCGAGGUCGUAGGAGGUUUUUUUAUCGUAUCAAUGCCUAUAUUAUACCAAUACGUCAUGAUUAAGUGAUCAGACCACAUGUUGCAAAUAUUCAGUUAUGAACGCCAAAACUUAAACAAUGGGCGUUUUAAGAGGCUACUUAGAAUAACUGUCAUGAUUUUGGUAAUAUUUUCCACGUAUUGAUACUUGUAGUUUUGAAUUUGAAUACCCACAGAUAGUGUAGUUCCAUACAAAGAAAUAAAAUAAGAAAGUAUAAUUUUUUUCUUGGACGAGGAAGACGAUUUCCGACUCCAUUCAUAGAGUCCAUGUAUAUUCUGCUGUGAGCUGUUAACAUUGACCCAAUUUUCGCCCGCUGUAGUAAUAUAAAGAAACUGAUACAUUUACAUACACGUGCACAGUAGCGCGAGAAACGUUAGUUUAUCACGUAGAAGUAAGUUACUAUGUACAGUACAAGACAAGAAUAAGUCAUUCUGGUCUCGUUUUUCCACCACAAAAUUAUCUCACGAAGUCUAGUUUCUUUUCUGCCUGCUAUCUUAAAUAAACCACAAAAAUUAGAUCAAGAAACACUGAAAUAGAUAAUAGUGUUUUGUAUCAGACAUUUUCUCUGGGAAAUUACUUUUCACCAAGGAGUGUUUGUGUUUUAGAUUAUUUUCUACUCAUUGGUUAAGUAUAAUUAGAUAUUUGUAGGAAUCUUUUACGUGUAAAUAUGUGUAUCUAAGUAGCAGUAUUGAGCUCAAAAUACGAAGUUUUCCACAAAGUCUCGGUAAUUAAGAAUUUUUGAAAUUGACGUGAAUUAGAACUGGUCUAUCAGAAAACACAAAUACCUAUGCGUUUUCGAAAUUAUGAAAUAAGAGACAAUCCCUGAUGAACCUUUCAUGAGAUUAUGAAAAUAGAGGAAUAGGUAUCUGAAUACAGUACUUUUGUGUGAAUAACAUCAAUUCGUAAUUCAGGCAUUGCUUAAAAGGGCUCAAUAUGACAGUAUGUAGUAGACUUCUGUUUGCAUGUCUGUGUGUAUGUGUAUAUUGUAUGUCAUUGGUAUUCACAUGUCUGUGUUUACAUUGUAUAUGAUUACUAUUCACAUUUAUAUUCCGAAAUUUUGAAAUAGAAAAACCCGUAUACAAGCAAAAUACUUUGAUAUUCCGUAGCUCAGUUUUUGUGAUUGGAUAAUCAUUGAAAUGUUUAAUGAAAAACAAAACAUUUUAAGUAAAUAUGUCAUUUACCAAACUAAUGACGCAAUAAAAGUUCAAACAAAAUGACAUAAUAGACCAAUA
Ostrea edulis (European flat oyster) is the source of this 3739-nucleotide messenger RNA. Its product is annotated as probable G-protein coupled receptor No18. Lineage: Eukaryota; Metazoa; Mollusca; Bivalvia; Ostreida; Ostreidae. Gene Ontology annotation, cellular component: membrane. Gene Ontology annotation, biological process: neuropeptide signaling pathway. The record is from RefSeq and is a predicted model, not a curated record. The coding region runs from base 1 to 1899 and encodes 632 amino acids. Gene Ontology annotation, molecular function: nucleic acid binding; G protein-coupled peptide receptor activity. The transcript is spliced from 2 exons.